Musca domestica (house fly) is the source of this 2338-nucleotide messenger RNA. RefSeq lists its product as uncharacterized. Bases 310 to 2232 code for a protein of 640 amino acids. NCBI's taxonomy places the organism in Eukaryota, Metazoa, Arthropoda, Insecta, Diptera, Muscidae. The transcript has 7 exons. The record is from RefSeq and is a predicted model, not a curated record.
ACACGUUCCAGAACUAACCUUAUUUAAUUGUUAUAUACAAGUCGUAGUCUUUCUUUAUACAUUGUAAUCUUUGUAUCAAACAGGCCAUUACAUCCUUACAGUAACCCUUGUUGUCGUCGUUAAGCAGGAACCAAAAAAUAACACCACAAACAAACCUAGUAUCGGGGUUAGCUUACCAAACAGGUUUCAAAGUUUCUAUGGCAACAAAAAAUUUGUUUAUUAGCAGCAAGAAAAUUGGAGCUGAAAUAAAAAAAAUUGUAGUAAUUUUCAAGCAAUUAAAUUGAUUCGUAUUAAAAAUUUGAAUCCAAAAUGGCAUCAUUUUUGCACUCUUGCUUAAAAGUACCCAUCGAUCCUUGUAAUAACUGCCCAGCUCCUGUCUAUAAUCGACCCAAAAUGUACUUGGGUCGUUUGUCGAUGACACCUACUGCAGCCAGUACCACCUUGCUUACAACAAGCAAAACAUGCAACUCGGAUUUAAUGGAUGGCAAAUGGUCUUGUAAUGGUGGCAUACGUCCAUUGACAAAAUUCUACGAUAGUAUACCAGAUUAUGGUGAAUUGACACAUUUAACUGAAGAGGAAUUCUACUCCACACUGGAUACUUUGAGGAGUACCUGCCGUGAAUUUAAAACCAAACCCACAAAUAUAUGUUUCGCCGAAGAACGUUGCAGUAGUAGCACAACAACGAGUUCUUCACUCUCUUCCCAUUGCCAGAGUAAAAAAUCUAAAAAGUCCAAAAAGAAGAAAAAAUCCAGUGCCAAACAUCAACGUUCAAAUAUUUCCGAAUCUCACGAAUCAGAGAGUAUCAUCGAUUUGACAAGUAGAAAUAAAUCAAUACGGAUUUCAAAUUCAGCAUACACUCCACCUGGAAGUAAACCCCACGAGGGCGGAUUUACCUUCAAAAGUUUAAAAAAGGAAUUGGAGGAGGAAGUUGAAACGUUCAAGAAAUCUCUAAGAGAAUACGAAUCGCAAUUCAAAAGACCAUCUGUAAGCAGUUCAUCCCUGUUGAAUAGAAAUGAAUCUCGCUCGUUUAGCCGAUGUUCAUCGAAAGAAAAGGCAGAUAUUAACGAAAAGGACGCUACUGAAAAAGUACCUGUUAGAAGCAAUUUCACCUCAACUUUGCGGGAACGACUACGAAAAUCAUUGUCUUUCAAUGACAUACAUUCCAUUACAGAACCGAUUGAACUGAAGGAACUCCGCGAUAAAACAAAAACAUUGGAAACAUUGUCGUAUAAAGGAAAUAAGGAUGGUCAUAAGGCUGGCAAUAAACUAAGUAAUUACUUUGCGGAAAAACCAGAUGGCGGAAGAAACAUACCGAAAAUUGUUGUUGAAACGCCGACAACGGAUACAUCUAGCGAGCGAGAGCAGAGUUCAAUGAAAUCAAAGAAUAAAUCCAAUGAUGAUAACUACAAAGUACCUUUUAAAAUUUUUGAUUUGGAUUCAUCGAAGAAGUCGCAUUGCCGAAAGCAAAACACUCCAUCUCCUGUACAUCCAGUGGCCCGGCCGAAUCUCGCUGCCACCUUAAGAGUGGAGUGUUCCAAAAAGAAAGUAAAGGAGCUAAAGAACAAUUGUACCUAUCACGAUAAGACACCGCAAGUGGAUUGGGAAGUGCGAAAAACACCAGCAUGGAAGACGUUAUCUUUAAAUGAAACCCACCAAGAAAUAAUCAAACUGCGGCUGGCUACAAGAAAAGCUGAACAAGCUUUGCAAAAACGUGAAUAUGAAUUAAACAUGGAAUUGAUGAGACAACGUGUUAAGUCGGCACCUUUGCUCUUAGAGGGUCCAACACACUGGGGACCAAAUGUCGGCAAAUUGACACACAACUGUCAACGAGAGGGCAGACGCCAUAUGUGCCAAACGAAUCAACGCAAACGAACGAAGAAAAACUCUUCCCGGUCGUAUAGUUGCAGACGUGGCCUAUUCCAUCAUUCUGAUCCCGGUGUAGAUUAUGAUCAUUUCUUGGAAACCUCAACAACGCCGAAUGCCAAUAGAUCCCAGGACUCAAGUCGAAUGUCUCAAAAAUUGAACACUUUGCGUAAAAUAUACGGUGGUGCUGGCGGAAAAUCUCAAUCACGUUGUUCGAAUCACAGUACAAACACCCACAUUUCUACCAAAUCAUCGGCGUCGAAGAAGAAAUCGCAAGAAAAGAAAACUGUAAAAUCUGAAGAGAAUUUUGUAAUGAUUGAAAAUGAUAGUGCCGAUGAAUUGUCCAGUUUGGACAGGGCCUUUUUGUAGUUAAUUCAUGUGGAAAAUAGUUUAAAUCUUAUUAAAGAAUAAAUAUUGUAAUAAAGUGGACUUGAUAAACUGUGUCAGAGUAGGAGUGCGAUUGUUUCGAUUUUGG